Messenger RNA from Cajanus cajan (pigeon pea), 780 nucleotides. The record is from RefSeq and is a predicted model, not a curated record. Lineage: Eukaryota; Viridiplantae; Streptophyta; Magnoliopsida; Fabales; Fabaceae.
CCAUCACCAUUCAUUUCGCCACUCGUAGUCAUCAUGGGUUUCUCAAACGAACAACUUGUGGCGCGCUUGAAGGAGCUUCAGAUUCCAUUUUCCCAGUAUGAGCAUCCAACUGUUCUGACCGUUGACGCUCAGGCUCAAUAUGUUGGACACUUGGGGGGUGGGCUGAGUAAGAAUUUGUUUCUCAAGGACAAGAAAAACAGGUUGUAUGUUGUUUCUGCUUUAGCUGGUACCAAAGUAGAUCUCAAAGUGUUAUCUCAGCGGCUUGGUUUGGGAAAAGAUGGCCUGAGAAUGGCGCCUGAGGAGGCUUUAGGUGAAAUACUUCAGGUACCCUUAGGUUGUGUCACUCCAUUUGCACUAGUGAAUGAAUCAGCAAGAGAUGUUUCACUGCUAUUGGAUCAAGGAUUCAAGACUCAGAAGCACUGCUUCUUCCAUCCACUGUCGAAUGACAUGUCCAUAUGUAAUAAAAUAGUCAUAUUGUUUACAAUCUCCAUCGUCGUCUCUAACGUUUCAAAACGAGCAGCAUGCUCCUUCUCACGUGAUUCCAUUAUUUCUAGAAUCCGCUUGACGUCCGCUAACCUUGCUAUGAUCUUUAAGAACACAGCAUAUACAGAAGGGUUCCAUGCUGGUACUCGCUGCCAGCCCCCGCGCAUGUGAAGCAUACGAUGGUUUAAGAUUUGCUGGAGGGAAAGUAAAAGAGACCAAAAUUUAACUCUUGUUGUUCAAUGUUUAGUUUGUGGUAACAUGCAUUGAUUGAACACUCAUAUUCUGGAAAAUGUUUGG